Lachancea sp. 'fantastica' is the source of this 741-nucleotide messenger RNA. The record is from the annotation of a GenBank genome assembly. NCBI's taxonomy places the organism in Eukaryota, Fungi, Ascomycota, Saccharomycetes, Saccharomycetales, Saccharomycetaceae.
AUGCUAUCAGUUCCAAUUUCGCCUCCAGCUUCGCCUGCAGAAAACAUAAAGUCCAAACCAAAUGUUAAGCUGAAUCAAGGCCACACAAGAACCGUGGUGCCCGUAAAUAGAACCACGGACAUCGACCGGGCUACUUUGACACUGGCCAAGGCUUUCCACGAGUCUCGAGCCAACGACUACCUUAUGAAAAAAUUCGCUAAUAUUUCGGUGCAUGAAAAAGUGUCGAAAAUGCGUAUCAACGCAGUUCUUCACUACUUCAACACCGAAUAUUCAGAUAAGGGCGGGGAGAUUGUUGAGGCCAACGAUUUCGACGCCGUGGCUGUCUGGACGGGUCCUGGCCAUCAUUUCGACCAGGAACUUACUAACGACCCAGAGUUCAACCGGAUCUUUUUCGACGAACUGCACGACAAGCGCGAAGAACUGCUACAGGACAUCGAUUGCUACUAUUUGUUCAUCAUCGGCAAAGAUCUGUCGCAGCCUCAGGUCCGUGGCUCGGUCAGAGCCAUCUUCGACCACUACAAGCAAAGAGCGGACGCCGAGGGCGUCGCUCUGGUCCUGGAGGCCAUCAACGAGCAUGCCAAGUCCGUUUACGAGUACUUUGGCUUUAAAAACUACUACACCUUCACUUACGGUGUGAAUGAAGUGGAUAGUGAGGGCAAUCCCGAUCCUCACGGUGAAGGCUUCACGGGUUAUUUGAUGUUAUAUUACAACGGCGACUUGCCAGGUGCAAGAGACGUGUAA